Symbiodinium necroappetens is the source of this 3051-nucleotide messenger RNA. Lineage: Eukaryota; Dinophyceae; Suessiales; Symbiodiniaceae. The record is from the annotation of a GenBank genome assembly.
AUGCAAGCCAGCUGUAUUGACCUUCAUCGCCGUUCAGCCAUUCAUCGCUUGGCUGAGCGUUGCAUGGCCUCCCCGGAUGUGUCCUUGGCCAAGUUGGUGGCGCACGAGCCUGUCGACGAGAAGCUCCUCGCUGGCUCCGUCCCGCAGCUCUCCGAUUGGCUGCGGGCCUGGCGAACAGUCCAAAGCCCGGUGAGUUUUCUGAAGGCUUCCAGGCAAAGUGCCACAGAAUCCCACAUCGACUGCCGGCGCGGUUACAAGCGGCACGUGGACCGUAAACCGCUGAAAGACAUGCUGGAGAUCAUCUUGGAGGUUACUCGAGAGCACAAAAGGUACCGCUGCUGCAGAACGACCUCUGAUCCAGAUGAGAAUGACGAUUUAUUUCCUUGGCUUGCCGGGGGCCAUGGCAUUCUGGGCGUCCUUAAACACCAUGGCAAAGAAGCUUGCUGCGAAGACCUGGACGAGGACUACUCGCAGAAGAUCGCUGACUCCAUACUCCAGGGGGUGCACAGACUUGCGACCCCCUUGGGAGGGGAUCCAGACGUGGAUGUGAUCAACCGAGUGAAGCAGACGCUGACAUCAUAUGCCUCCGAUGGAGGGGCGCCGAUGAAGAAGUGUGGCAAGUUGUUGCAAUGGCAGCGGAACUUUCCCAACCUUUGUCUGAUUUUGCAAGACAAGGCUCAUAACAUAAGAAGGGCCAGCCUGCCUUUGACGAUGGAGGCCAACUUCAAAAAAUGGUGGGCGGACACGUAUGAGAGCAAGACCUCCAUAAUUCCUUCCUUGCAGAACAGUCAUGAGUGGCGUCAGCGGUUCAUUGUCCUCCAGCAGAAGGUUCUUCGAGAGGCGGGAGAUCUUGCUGCCUCCGCCUCGGGAGGAGCCGCGCCUGCCAUGAACAACCUGCGUCGGGCGGUGGAGACGUUGUCUUUCGCGAAGCAGCGAUUCGACUCCUUCAGCUCCUCUCAGGGGAAAUUCAUUUGCCUGGUACUUCCCAUAUGCCUAUUACUUGCUGCCCAAGCCUGUGACGAGCGCCUGGAUGGCCGGCUUCGGUGGCGUUCUGAGCAGCAGCUGAAGGGUAUCUCCGGGGAGAGCAUCCUCUUGGCAGGUUUGAGCGCAGAUUUCGGGGCAGAGAUCCUGAAAUUUGUCCGGCGCUGGGAUGGCCGUGACCCGGACAUUGCGAGCACAUUGCGCCAUCGUGAUGACUUCGUAGCACGCAUGCGUGCUCUGUUUUCUGAGGGACGGGUGCUGCUGGAUGCCGCCAGCGCUGGUGCCAUGGACGAGGACGAGGAGACUUUCACUGUAAGAGGGCUGCGAACUGCUAUGUCGGCAGCUCCGAUACAGUAUGGUGAGAAGCUCCACAGCCUGUGGACGGCCACCGAGAAGUCUAAGUGCACAGAGGUCAUGCAAGGCAUGCAGACCGUCGUGGAUGCUACGGUGGCCAGGGUGCAAGUUGAUAUGGAUGGCUCCGAUCUUCACAUGAGCUUCGCUAUCUUCGAUCUCCCACAGUGGAAAAAAAUGAAGGACCAGCUGGAGCAGGGCCAGGUGGAAGCCUGGGACUCCUUCCAGUCGUCACAGAAGCGGCGAACUGGUUUGUUGGCCAAGGCUUUGCAUCAUCAACCCCAAGAGCUCUGGCGGGAGCUUUCUGCUGCCACUGCAGCUCUUCUGCAGGAUGCCACAGCAGUUGCUGAAGCCAAGAGCAGGAACGACUCCCGACCCAACUGGCGCAGGGUCCUGGACGGGCCUUUGGAUGGCUGCAUGCAGCUGGGCGUUCUCCGGGAUGCAGUUUGCUUUUACCUGAGCAUCCAGGAUGGCGAGUGUGGGGUGGAACGAGACCUAGCACUUCUGCGUGAUCAGUUGAAGAACCACGAGGCUGCUCUGGACCGCUGCGGUCUCACUGCCAGCUGUCUCCUGGAGAUCAAGCUAGACGGGCCACAGACAGAGCAGCAUCUCGCAGAGCGACUGCUGCCUGAUGCACAGCCAGCAGCUGGCUUGAUGGAUCCAUUCGCAGUUGGCGACUCUGCAGUCCUGCGCAAGACGCCAUUCACGAGGCGAUGCGCGCAACUUUGGCUUGCCAAGCACGGCCGCAGGUUUCGUUGCUACAAAGAGCGGUCCGACAAAGGCACACGCCGAGCAAAGCGCAAAGGCACGAUGGCCUCGGUGGUGCGUGGGCAAGUUCGGGCAAGCGAUGCCUUGGUAGAGAUGCCUGCGCCUAGGGGAGACACGCCGACAGCAAUCCCAGGCAUGCCGUUGCGAUCUUUCGCGCAGAGAGCUGCUACGAAGCUACGAGGCAGCAGCCGCUGGAACCCGGAGUUUGAGAAAUUUCAGAAGCUCACGGAGUCAAAGAGCAACCUGCGGUCCCAAGAACGACAACGGCAAUUCUUCGGGCGACCUCCACCUCGGCCCCUCCUGCGCAAAGGCAAGGUCUUCCAAACUGGUCCUGCUCCACGAUUGUCUUCGACCACGCUGAUUGCAGAUUUGUCUUCCGAGACAAGAGCUCCGGAAGCCACACGCCAGUGUGCUUACAAGAGGUGCCCAGGGGAUAUCAGCUUUGAAGAUAUGCUCCGCAGCAACAUAUUGGUCGUGGACGAUGCGCAGGCUCUGGAGCAGGGCCGUGCUGGGCCCACACAGCUGCACUGGUACUUGGCUGUGGUGGCUUUUGGCAAAGGCCUCGUGAGCAUUGGCAACUGGCUUCGAGCGGAUCGCAUGGACUUGGUGAGGUACUACCAAGCCGCCAGCAAGGAGGUGCCGGCCAAAGUCUUCGUCAGAGCCGAGUUCAAACAGCAGUAUGGCAAGGUCGUGCGAUGGUUGCAAAGAAUUUGUUCUUUGCCGCGGUGCCUGUGGUCCAUCACCGGGUCGGAGGCUGACGCAGAGUGGGUGCUCUCAGAUCUGCCUUCUCUCAGCAACUUCUUGGUCCGUAUCUGCCGUGUCAGCACCAGCGCAACCAAGUUGACGACCGAAGGGAAAUACUGGAAGCUGGGAAGCCAGGCUAGGCUGCUGCGACGAGCCCCGCAAAAGCGACCCCGAGCGGCACAGCCGCCUGCUGAAGCUGAGGGGUAG